Molecule: messenger RNA, 485 nt
Organism: Drosophila obscura
Lineage: Eukaryota; Metazoa; Arthropoda; Insecta; Diptera; Drosophilidae
Exons: 1
Coding region: 158-388 (76 amino acids)
Source: RefSeq, a predicted model, not a curated record
ACCGCACAGUUCGUUUCGAGUGUUCGAGGAGAGCGCCAGCAAAACUCCCAUUGAAGCAGCCACAGCACUGCUCCCGGCUCCAACUGCAUCUCAAGUGAACCCCUGAUCUUCGAGUGACAGUGUUUAUUUUUUUUUUGCCAGUGCAAGUGCCAGCAGAAUGCCCUUCCCCAUCCAUCCGCCCAAGCAGAUGCCGUGCCCCCACUGGCAGCAUUUCCCCAUCAGCCCGGUGGACACCAAGGCCAAUCCGUUCGAUUCCAUGGGUGGAGCCGCUGGCGCUGCCAUUAGCUCCGCUGCGGCGAACAAGCCACCGGAGCCAGUUUCCUAUCGCUACUGUCUGCAGUGCAAGGCGAGCGGCAAGGAUGGGGGCAACAGCUCCGACCGGGACUAACCGGGAGGGCAUUGCACCGGACCGACCGACCGGCUGGGCUCACCUUCGAGUCACCCACAAAGCACCAUCAGCCACAACUGCUAACCACAAUCCACCU